AUGAAUAUCAUCUUACCCAACUUUUCAGUAAUUUUGACAGAUGACGAAGUUGUUGAUUUGCUCUUCCACAUCUGCUCGCUGUGGCAGACAGAACGUAAUAUAGUUCAUUGGUGUCGACCAUUCAAAAUACAGAAAGCUCCAAUAGUUCCCGAAGAGUUUCUUUUUGAUCCUAUAAGACUCAAAAGAAUAUAUUUCUAUUAUGGAAGUCAGUAUGCCAUGCAGACGGCUGCUGAAACCGCAAUGGAUGUUGAAAACAGAAGAAGAUCGGAUAAUGUUAUUGUGGAGUUUCCGGACGUAACGCACAAAGGAGCAGUAGCUGCCUUUUUGGCAAUUCUAUCUCAGUUUUCGAAAAACGAUCGGAAAUCAGUAGUGAUACUGAAGAAGGAAGAAAUGUAUCUGAAUACAAUUUCCAUGUAUACGCCCAAUAUCUUUGAGUUCAAGGAAGGCAAUCUGGUGCGUCUUGUAGAAUGA
Auanema sp. JU1783 is the source of this 471-nucleotide messenger RNA. Lineage: Eukaryota; Metazoa; Nematoda; Chromadorea; Rhabditida; Rhabditidae. The record is from the annotation of a GenBank genome assembly.